CUGUAUAGAACCCUCCCUGCACAAUUAACCAAUCAGUGGCUGGUUCUGGCAGACAGGAGUGCACAUAAAAGAAGAACAUUGCAGCAGAGGAGCAGAAGGAGACUGCGAGGAGAACAGGGAAUCGAACGUACGCGGAAAAAAAAAAAAAAAAAAAACACUCAGAAACAGAACUCCCCCCUCCUCUUCCUCAUCAUCCUCCUCCUCCUCCCAUCCUUGGACACACCCUGCCGAGGCUCACUGCUUCUCCGCUCUACUAUUUUUUUUUUAUUAUCGUCCUCCAUCGCAGAGAGAACGCACCUCUCUUCCUCCUCCAUCGUCCUGCAAAGAAAUCCCUUCUAUUCCUCUUUUCAUCCUAUAGAGGACCCCCAUACAACCUUCAAAGGCUGAGACACCCCUCCGUCAAGCCCCAGUUUGUAUUUUUUUAUCUUUUUUUUUCUUUUCAUUUUUGGAACUCCAGCAAGGAGCUGUGCAAGCAGAGCACCGAAAGAGAGCUGCCGAGCAUCCGCAGAAAAGGACCUAGAUUUCCUUGUCAGUGCACAUCAAGAAUGGUUACUCAGAUAAUCAGCACCAUGGAAACCCAGGUGUCCAACGGUCCGAGCGGAACAAGUCUGCCCAACGGCCCAGUCAUCAGCACUAACGGCGCCACGGACGACAGCAAAACCAACCUGAUUGUCAACUACCUACCCCAGAACAUGACGCAAGAGGAGUUCAAGAGCUUGUUCGGUAGCAUCGGAGAGAUCGAGUCCUGCAAACUGGUUAGGGACAAGAUAACAGGUCAGAGUUUGGGGUACGGCUUUGUGAACUAUGUGGAUCCAAAUGACGCGGAUAAGGCCAUCAACACGCUCAAUGGUCUCAAACUACAGACCAAAACAAUCAAGGUAUCAUACGCCAGGCCAAGUUCGGCCUCUAUUCGUGAUGCAAAUCUUUACGUCAGUGGACUCCCCAAGACCAUGAGCCAGAAGGACAUGGAACAGCUCUUCUCCCAAUAUGGUCGCAUUAUCACAUCUCGUAUCUUAGUGGACCAAGUUACAGCAGGCAUAUCACGUGGAGUGGGCUUCAUCCGGUUUGACAAACGAAACGAAGCGGAGGAGGCUAUCAAGGGUCUGAACGGACAGAAGCCUCUGGGCGCAGCCGAGCCCAUCACCGUCAAGUUUGCCAACAACCCGAGCCAGAAGACGGGCCAGGCGUUGCUGACUCAGCUGUAUCAGACCGCUGCCCGACGCUACACGGGGCCCCUGCACCACCAGACACAACGUUUCAGCGUGAUCCCUUCUCUCGGAAAGGGACCAGAUCCAAAUAACAGCUCAAAACCAAUACUCGACAAUUUACUAAACGCCAGCUACGGAGUCAAGAGUUCUCCUACUCUCUUUCCCAGAUUCUCCCCAAUCACCAUUGACAGCAUGACCAGCCUUGCCGGCGUCAACCUCACCGGUCCCACCGGAGCCGGCUGGUGCAUCUUCGUGUACAACUUGUCACCAGAGGCGGACGAGAGCGUCCUGUGGCAGCUCUUUGGGCCGUUUGGUGCAGUCACCAACGUAAAGGUCAUCCGUGACUUUACCACCAACAAAUGUAAGGGCUUCGGUUUUGUUACCAUGACCAACUACGACGAGGCGGCCAUGGCCAUCGCGAGCCUUAAUGGCUACCGCCUGGGCGACCGCGUGCUGCAGGUUUCCUUCAAGACCAGCAAGCAGCACAAGGCCUGAGGGAGGGGCCAUUAGCGCCAGCACCUUUGACCUGCACGGGGGGCUGUUUCAGCCCCUCGUGCCAUCACUUUAUGUAUGGGCCUGGACUGAGUCUCUCUCUGACGCUUUCGCACACAAAUCCACAUUAUAUAAUCGCAAAAUACACACAUACGCGCAAAUACACUUAUUGACACACAUUACCAAACUUAUCCAUAGAUAAGCAUCCACAAGUCAGAGUUAAAAACAAACACACUAGUGGAGUUUUUCUGUUCUCUUUCCACAACAAGAUAGUCCUUUCCUGUCUUUGCCUGGAUUGAAUUAGAAGGGGUACGUAGCUGGUCUGUUGGGUAUGGGGUUAAGAGCUAUCUAUCUAGGAGACAGUCUAACGAAUGUGACAAAGAAUGUGUACUGAGUGCUUUGAUUGAAUUCAGGCAAAUGAUGAACAAAAGAAAGAAAAAAAAAAAACGAUCAAAAUUUUUAAUGAAUAUGUGCAAUUUACCUAAAACUUUUACCCCAAUCAUCUCUGCCAGUAUCACACUGGAUAGGAUGUUGUCACUUUUUUUUUUUUUUUUUUUUUUUUAAUUCUUGUUAUUUUUUUAUUUAUUUUAUUUUUACACUUGGGCAUUUUGAAUCAGUGACUUUUUUAAGAUCCAAGAAAAUUAAAACAGUGUUCUCUUAUAUACGUCUAUCGAAAAUAUAACUAUAUAUUCAAUAUAUAAGGUGGUAAUAAUAGCCGAAUAUGUAAGCAUUUUCUAAAACCUUGACUACUGUUUCCUGACCUGCUUUGGGCAGUGCUGAGAGUAAAGGCAGUUUCUCUACCCCAUGUGAGCAUGUUUGCUCCGACCCAAGGCCAUUUAAGUGAAUUUGCGAAUCCGGGACAUGGAAUUAUAAUCUAGUGAAAAGGCCAUAAUACACGGUCCCCAAACCCACAAUGUCACUUCAAACAACAAGAUAGUACAGUAUACUUAACAGAGGUCCACUAGAGUCAAAUGAUUACUAAUACAUCGUCAGGGUCGAGUAAACAGAAGCAGAAUGUGAACUAAAAACUGAGUAGCGAGGGGAUAAAUUAGGAACAAUCUGAUGGGUUUGGGAUUGAUUGUCAGCGCAUCAAAAAAAAAAAAAAAAAAAAAAAAAAAAAAAAAAAAAAGCUUGUUUUUUUGUGCUUUUUUAAAUCACUUUACCGGCAUCAGUGCAUAAUUUGCCAUGAGAUGCUUCAGGCGACUAAAACCUAAAAUAACAAAUCACGUAUUUGACACCAUGUUUUUUGCUGGCACGUUACUACACUGAGGCAGCGCAUGUGGUCAAUCUGACAAGGUAAUAUAUGAAGUUAAAUCAGAAAAGAUUGACUGACUAAUAAUUUGGCAGGGCUACAGAGAGCUACACAUCAAGGGAGUUGGUAUUAUUCAUCAGUCUCGUCCCCAGGGAGAAUCCUCCAGAAUAACAAAAUUUAGACUACUCAGUUAAAAACAGCAAGUGAGAACUGCCGCUCUAAAUAAAAAGACUAAACGCGGAUUGCGAGUGUUGUUAAACAGACUAUCCCUCAUUGAGAAAGAUUUGUCAUCCUUGAAGCUUUGCUCGAUGCUUUUCGGUUUUAUUCCUGAACCUUCUAUCAAAUGACUCUGCAGCUUCCCAAAUGCCGCUGAACUUCCGCCCUCACAAAAAACACCUAAACAACAUCAAGAUGACAAAUAAAUGUCAUACUUGUGCUUCUGUCUACAACAGAAGAUGGUAUUCGGUUGUUUGCUUCGUUAUUCUCGAAUAAUCUCCGCCCAGUGUCGUUGAAUUUGCUAACGGUCCCCUUGAUAGAACGUUAAGGCCGACACGUCUACUCUGAAGUGUCUGUCACAGAGCAGACGUGAGCUCUACCAUGGGGAGGAGCUAAUGUCUUUCGAUAUCUGCACAUGAUCAUAGAUUAAAUAGGGUCAACUAUAUUCAAGACAUGUUUGCUUUUUGCUUUUCUAAAUGACGCUGUGCUAGCCAAAGAGGACGAUCUCUUUGAAAGGAUUACAUUAGAGAUAAAUCUAUUUUUAUACAUACAAAGGAACAAGACCUUGUGCUGAAUUUUUACAGAUUCUUAAGCUUGGGGAAAAAAUUGGGACAUCGCAUGGUUUUAUUUGAAACCCUCUGAUGUUUGCAGCAUGAGAGGGAGGGGAAAUGAGCAUGCGGUGUAAGGGUGGGGAUCUAGGGAAGGGGGCAAAGGAGCACAUCAAUUUAAAUCGCUCGACCGUGACUACCGCUUUGGAGAUGAACUUGACAGUUAAGUAAAAAAAAAAAAAAAACAGAACAGAAUCGGACGGGAAAAAAAUAGGUCAAGCAGAACCGUUAGUGGUAUGACACACACAUUUUUACUUUGGAGUGCUCAGACACUAUUGUGCUGAACUCGUGUACAGUGUUGCUUCGUGUUGGCUCUUUAACUCGUGAUUCCCAGAUGAAAAAAGGGGGUGCGUUGAGACCAUCUCAUUGCUCGGCUGAUAAACUGAAUCGCUGCUCGCAACGCAGAAAGAAAAGGACACGCGCAAAUUUGAAAUGACAAUGCGGCCUUGUGGUGAACACUGAGCACGAUUCCCUAGAUAGAUUUGAUUUUUUUUUUUGCCAAAGAGUUUGCUUUUGCAAGUCAGUGGAACGAACACAUCACCCCCCGUCCCGAUUAAUUGCGGUACAAAUCUGUUAUUUAUGACGUCUUUAGGACCACCUCUGUAAUUUCACUUCUUAAUUAUCAGCAUCUCCGCUGCGCAUAUCAUUUUUUGAAUCCUAAAACACAUCACAGCAGCGAGCAAAUCCUAUUUGCACACAUUUCACACAGACGCUAACUGCUAAAAAGGCAUAUCAGAAACAAGCCGUGAAUCAUAUCACCUCUCGAUAUAUGGAAGCAUUGGAUGCAGCACACCUCCCCCAACAUUUUGAUGAUCUUCUUUGUCUGAAAACUGAUUUGGUCCAUAAAAUCACUGCACCACUGCAAAUACUUAAUCUACCAUCCGUCGAUCUUACCGCCGUUGCUUAACAAGACUAAUAUGGCUAUUUUCGGUCGGGCGUUAGCGCCCAAAUACAGAGUUUGUUGAGCGAUAUUAGGGAGGCCGAGAUUGGGGACAUCCAAUGUAUUGCAGUACACCCACAAAGCCUGGAAUGGUCUUCUAUAGGCAGUCUACUUAUGAUGUACAGGAAAGAGCCGAGGAACAGGAAAGAGCACCAAACACACAUGCGCAUACACACACAAAACACAAACACCACUCGAGCGACAACAAUAAUCACGUUAAAAAAAGACAAAAAAACUUUCCUAUGGAACAGUAAGUGCAAUGUGCUUUGUUUUUAUAUUGACUGAGAACAAAUAAUAUAUAUUUUUAAAAAAAGAAAUUAAACGUCACACUGAAAAAGGUUUGCAGAAUAACAAAAGGAACAAACGAACAAAACGAGUCCAGAUGACUGACGGCGCUCGGACAAGCCGGCUCGUUAGGAGGAAUCAAACAAGAGAUCUGAUCGGUCAAAUUUCCAUAAUUACCUCCUCAGCCCCCUUACGUGCUCUGACCACGCAAGCUCAAACGCUCCGACCGAACAGAGCAAUCCUCAGUGACCUUGAAAGGAAUACUGUCUAAUAGCUCAUCAGUUUUUUAGCCCAUGUUGACUGAAUAUCUUUUUUUUUUCCUCUUGUAAUUUAUUGAUUUUAAUUGCAUAUCAGGACUCACUUGUUAAAUGAGUGUAUUUGUGUUGUUGAUGUUUCCAUAGAGAACACACAUAUGGGUCAAGAUUAUGUUCGGUUGCAUUGAUUGGGUACGGUUUGUUCUUUUUUCCUCCAUUAUCUGAUUAGUUGCAGUUUUUAAAGUGUAUGCCGAUUUUAGACUUAGUUAGAUUAUUUUUGUUCAAACUGUGUUCGAUUGUGUUUGUAAAAGUCUGUGGUAGCUUUUGUUGCAACAUAAAAAUAAUUUAAACAGAAAAAAUUCAAAAUAGCGCCAACAAACUUGUAUUAUUUGGGCGACUUUAAGCUUGUAGUUUUAACUUAUUGUUAACUUAAAAACUAUUUAUUAUGAUUAUUAUUAUUGCCUCGUAUAAAGUAUGUUUUGUGUAUAUUUAUGGUUUAUUUUGUUAUAUUUGCAAGGUAAAAGAUUUUUAAGUUUUUUGCCAAAAUUGUGGUUACACCAUUUUGUUUCUUGGGGAAAAAAAAACAGGGGGACAACUAGAAAAACAGCUUUAGAAGUUCGAUUUGGAAAACGUUCUCCAUAGUCAAAGAAUGCACUGCUAUAUUUAACUAAUUGAAGUGUAUAAACAUACAUGCUGUGUGGUAGAUGUUAUGCCUUUACUGCCUGUGUUCUGUUUGUCUUGUUCAAUGAAAAUCUUUUAAUUAUUUAACCUAAUCACUGUCUUGUUUUUUCAACCGCUCAGACAGCCCCUGAGACACGGGACAACCCCCCCUCCGGCCCUUUCAAUUUGGGCAUGAAUCCAGACGGAGGGGCAGGGUUGUCCCUCACAAGAUGCUUUCCUGUUAACGCUUCUCGGAAGAAAAAAAAUUAAAAAAAGAUUUAUUUCUAAAGUGCAUCUAUGUCAAUCUGUGCAAGCAGAAUGUUUGUUUUGGGCCAAAAAUGAGCAGGGUAGCGAGUAAAGCGCUUGCUUAAAGUUGAUAAAUGAAAAGCAGCAGGAAGGUCUUGUUGUUGAAAGGGGCGAGUGGUUCUUCAGUUUCUCAACCAACUGUAUUUUGUGUCUAUUUAUUUAGAAGAGGGGAUGCAGUAUAUUAUUAUUAGUGAUGUUUUUCUUACAUUUUUCCUGGAACGGUAGAACAAAAUUUUAAAAAAUGAAUAAAAAGGUGAAAACGAUCAAAGUAGUGGAUUACAAACAUUCAUACAUACUUCCAGACAUGACCAAAUGAGCAAUGAGAAACAAACCAACAAAAAAUACAAAUAAAACCUUUCAGUUUAGUCUAGGAUAUUUACUACUGGGAUUUCAGCUGAAGACGCUUGAAGACUUUUUCAUGGAAUUGUUUAAUUAUUUGUACUUUACAUGCCGAGAAAAAAAAAUAAAAGUUACAAAUAUGAGUGGGGCCCUAUUUUGUUGAACAAAUACACAACACUUUCAUUUCCCUGAUCACAACAAAGUGCCGCCAUUUCACUAUUAGUGGCGGAAGACAUCCAAUCCUGUCAAAAUGGAUUGGACGUCUUGUACCAUGGCAAGCCAGCUUGACUUUCGCCAUGGCAAGCCAGCCUGACUUUCACCAUGUACAAGAUACAUGGCAAAUCAGAAUGGUCUUGUUCUGGAUUUUCAAAAUUGAUGCAAGAGGUGGAUCUACCAAGGACAAACUGAAUCUGAAGGAACCAAUCAUAGACGCACGGAUGCUACACGAACAAAAUGCGACACAUCCUGUCCGUGCAGAGCCAUGUUUGAGCUGCGACACUGAUCUCGCCACAGGAGGUCACAUGGUUCAUUUAGGCGUGAAUAGUUACAAGCACAAGCAGUGCUGUAAUGGUUUUGUAUGGGGGAAAAUGGAUAAAAUUAAGUAUCUUAAGUUUUUGUUUGAUUAUGUCAUUGCAGUACAAAAUAUUUGUAAUUGCUAGUUUUACAUUUGGAAUGGCAAGGUGACAACUACUGUUUUUUUCCCCCCAGAGAAUGUCUUUGAUUCUCUUACCUGUGGUAGUACAUUAAAGAUCAUGUAUAACAAUAACUCGUUCCACUUUAAAAAACAAAAUCAUGCUUAUCAUUGGACAGUCGCUGAAAUAUGUGUCAUGGGUCACUGUUUACACCUAACAUUUUAUAAAUCAGUGAGCUGUGAUGGUUAGUUGUGCAGCAUUAGGACAAAUCGGUCGGAAAAGGCCUAUUGUAUGUAUGGUUUUCCAAACGACCAAGGGCAAAAAGAUGGCAAUGAUCAGCUGUCAAAACAUGAAUAUGAAAAGCUUUGUUGUGCUUUUUGCUGUUUGAAAGGGGGCUCAGUGGCCACAGCCAGCAGUCACCAUUGCAGCAGGCACCAGCAGCUGUCCCCAGCACAAGCAGCAGCAUGAUGUGCAUGAUGAAAAUAACGUCUGACCUAAAAAAAUAU
Corythoichthys intestinalis (scribbled pipefish) is the source of this 7698-nucleotide messenger RNA. It is a transcript of the gene elavl3, whose product is annotated as ELAV like neuron-specific RNA binding protein 3. Gene Ontology annotation, cellular component: ribonucleoprotein complex. NCBI's taxonomy places the organism in Eukaryota, Metazoa, Chordata, Actinopteri, Syngnathiformes, Syngnathidae. The record is from RefSeq and is a predicted model, not a curated record. The transcript is spliced from 8 exons. Gene Ontology annotation, molecular function: RNA binding. Bases 546 to 1703 code for a protein of 385 amino acids.